Messenger RNA from Musa acuminata AAA Group (dessert banana), 1712 nucleotides. RefSeq names its product calmodulin calcium-dependent NAD kinase-like. Gene Ontology annotation, molecular function: ATP binding; kinase activity. The record is from RefSeq and is a predicted model, not a curated record. NCBI's taxonomy places the organism in Eukaryota, Viridiplantae, Streptophyta, Magnoliopsida, Zingiberales, Musaceae. The transcript has 8 exons. Bases 63 to 1481 code for a protein of 472 amino acids.
ACCCAACUGCUGGUACCAUCUCUGCAGCGCUGCGCUACUAGCGACGGAGGAGGUAGCCGCAGAUGAGGGAUCCGCAGCCGGUGCUUCUGCUGGCCGAGUCCGGGCGGGUGGAGCAGCUGGAAAGCUUCCCUCAUUAUGUUGCUAGGCAGAUGGGGAUCGAGGACGUAAAUGAGUGUCCUAACCUGUGCAAGAUGGCACAUGAUUACCUGAGGAGAACCAAGGAGUGCGAGGACAAUUUAUUUGCCUUCUUUGCAAACGACCCAGACCAUGAAUCGCUGUAUGUGAAGCUUGUCGAGGAGCUGGACAAAUGCAUUCUUGGUUAUUUUGCUUUCCACUGGAAUCACACCACUCCCCUGAUCAAACAGGUAUUAAACGCUGAUAGCGAACAGAAAAUGAAACUCAAGAAUUUUGUUAUGGAGGCCACAAGGAAACUAAGAUUUGAAAGGGUAACAAAAGACCUGAAGGUCACAAGAGUCAUAUCGACAUUGGUGGAGGAGAUGAAGGCCAUUGGCAUUGGAACCCAUGAUGAAUCCCAGUGCACUGACGUGAUGGUUCCGGCAGCCAUUGCUGAUCGGAGCCCUGUUCUUCUUCUGAUGGGUGGUGGGAUGGGAGCUGGCAAGAGCACUGUGCUAAAGGAAAUACUAAAGGAAGCCUUCUGGUCUGGCGCUGCAGCAAACACAGUGGUGGUUGAAGCUGAUGCAUUCAAAGAGACGGAUGUCAUUUAUCGAGCUAUCAGCUCCAGAGGUCAUCAUGAUGACAUGCUCCAGACUGCUGAACUGGUCCAUCAGUCAUCGACAGAUGCAGCUUCCUCUCUACUCGUGACUGCGCUGAAUGAAGGUCGAGAUGUGAUCAUGGAUGGCACUCUCUCCUGGGAACCAUUUGUUCAGCAAACCAUAGCCAUGGCACGGAAUGUACAUCACCAGCAGUAUCGGAUGGGAGCUGGAUACAAGGUUGCUGAUGAUGGGACCAUCACAGAGAACUACUGGGAACCGGUGGAGGACAACCAAGAGAACAAUAAGUGCAGUACAAGGAAGCCUUACAGGAUAGAGAUGGUUGGAGUUGUUUGUGAUGCCUACCUAGCAGUAGUCCGAGGAAUCAGGAGAGCUAUAAUAAUGGGUAGAGCAGUUAGAGUGAAAUCCCAAUUGAAGUCUCACCAAAGGUUUGCUAAUGCCUUUCCAAGAUAUUGUCAACUUGUUGACAAUGCCAGGCUCUACUCAACCAACUCCAUGGGAUCUGCUAAGCUGAUAGGUUGGAAGGAUGGAAGCAGCAACCUAUUGGUAGACCCACAGGAGAUCAUCUGUCUGGAGAAGCUGAGCAAAGUAAAUGAGGAUGCUAAUUCAAUCUAUGAACUCUACCCACAGGAAGAUACUAGCUCCGGGUCUGGUUUCAUUUGGGAUGAUAUGGUGAUGUCACCAACAAGAGAAUCAAUCCAGCAAGAGCUUAAGGCAGCUAUUAAAAGGAUCGAAAGUCCUGCAUCAUGACGAAAACUGCCAGAAGUCACCACCUCCCCUGUCAACAACAUCGGAUAUAGAUCAUCAAUAUGAUUGAAGCAAGUUAUAAAAAUCAUACAGAUCAGUGUCAAAUCUCUAAUUAUCAGCCAGAGUUCUAUUGUGCAAAACUAUCUUCAGAUCCUUUACCAUAACAACCAAAUAACAAUAGUAAUGAACUGUCUCUAUCAAGGAAUAGUAGCUCUUCAUAUUUUGGCUUCGAAA